UCCUUCGUCAAUGACCAUUUAUAGUCUGUAUAUCUAUGAUAGGCAUUGUACCUGCGUGUAUUAUCAUGAUUGGCACAGAACCCGUCGCCCAAAACUUGCCGUAGAAGGAGGCAUCCUUCCGGCAGUUUCGCAAGCAGUCGUUGCUCUUGCCGCAGAGACUAAUUCCUCCACGCUCACAAUAUAUUCAAGUCCCAGAAACACCUUGACAUCUGCUUCAGGUGUCGUUGUCGCUGUCAACGAAAUGAAUGCCCAAUCCGCAGUCUCUCCAUUACUGCAAGCCCCUCCAUCUCCGGUUGGGAUAUCGAGCACCGGUUUAGCCUUUGAUGAAGAAGUCAAGCUUGUGUAUGGCGUCGUACUCUCUCUUCGGAAUAUGAUCAAGAAGCUGUCCGGCAGAGACGAGCAAUUCUUGAACUAUAGGACCUCCGCCUAUAAGCUGCAUUUGUUCGAGACCCUUUCCGGAUACAAGUUUGUGAUGUUGAGCGAUCCCGGAACUGAAUCUCUGCGAUUUGUCCUCCGUCAGAUAUAUGUCGGGCCUUUCCUUGAAUAUGUGGUCCGAAAUCCCCUUGUCAACAUGGAUUCGAAGGAGUACGGCAUCGAUAAUGAAUAUUUUCGCACCAGUGUAGACCGUAUGAUCAGAGGCUCGUCGUUCUUUCCUUAACACCGCUGUUUAAGUCAAUAAAGAUACUGAAAAUCACUAAUAU
Molecule: messenger RNA, 701 nt
Organism: Lentinula edodes (shiitake mushroom)
Lineage: Eukaryota; Fungi; Basidiomycota; Agaricomycetes; Agaricales; Omphalotaceae
Product: TRAPP complex subunit bet5
Exons: 3
Coding region: 11-658 (215 amino acids)
Biological process (GO): endoplasmic reticulum to Golgi vesicle-mediated transport
Cellular component (GO): TRAPP complex
Source: RefSeq, a predicted model, not a curated record